Ictalurus punctatus (channel catfish) is the source of this 2266-nucleotide messenger RNA. RefSeq names its product Kruppel-like factor 2b (gene klf2b). Gene Ontology annotation, biological process: regulation of transcription by RNA polymerase II. Lineage: Eukaryota; Metazoa; Chordata; Actinopteri; Siluriformes; Ictaluridae. Gene Ontology annotation, molecular function: DNA-binding transcription factor activity, RNA polymerase II-specific; RNA polymerase II cis-regulatory region sequence-specific DNA binding. Bases 382 to 1575 code for a protein of 397 amino acids. The record is from RefSeq and is a predicted model, not a curated record. The transcript has 3 exons.
CAGGCAGAGGGAGAGAGCGCGUGUGUUUUACUCAGAGUAAGUGGAGUAAGAGAAAGAGAGAAAGAGAGAGCUCUUUUAUACUGGCUAUUUUUGGGCGCUCGACCUCCAUCCUGAACGCCGUUUCCUCCGCUCGCACAAUUGGUCCAGCAGCGGGGUUUAUAAGGGAGGAGGGUUUUACCUGCCACACACUCGCUGCACGCCAAGGACACUGGAGCAGCGCAGCUUUAUGGGACAGAAGAGCAACUCUGGAUCAGACGUGUAUUAAUAUUGUCGGGUUAUUUGUUGUUGUUUUUUACGAGGAGAGCGUUGUAUUUUACGCUCACUUAAAAAAGACUUUUUAAAAAAAUAUAUAAAUAUAUAUAACUUUGACAUUUGGGGAAAAUGGCUUUACCUGGGACCAUUUUGCCAUCCAUUUCUACAUUCGCCGGACAGAAGGAGAAACUUUGGGAAAAUAGGUGGAUUGGAGAAUUGGAGAAGCCGCUGGCGUGCGCGGUACCGAGUGUGGAUGUGUGCCGUGCCAGAAAGGACGACGAGGAUCUGAGCGAUUUCUUGGAUCUGGAGUUUAUUCUGGCCAACACGACCGGUCCGGAGAGUGUGAUGGGACCGGCGGACUAUAAUUCAGCAGUGGAGCACUGCAGCAUGUUCCAGACUGGGAGCGCGUACGUGCCUCCUCCACCACCGUACUCCCACAGCUUUGUGGCGGAACUGUUGCACUCCGACGCGGAUAACACGUACUGCAUGAGCAUGAGCACAAGCACCACCACAAGCACCACCAGCAGCAACAGCAACAGCAUCGGGAUUCAGGGCCGGUUCGUGGUGAACUCCGCGCCUUUCCCGAGGCAGGACUUCGUCGAGGGAAUCAAAGUUGAGCCGUGCUCGGACGGCUACGGUCCCGUGAUGGGCAUGGUGCCACAGAGCUGCCACCGGAUCAAACAGGAGGGCAACGUAUCGUGCGCGAUGCCCUUUGACCAGCCGAGGCUCGCCGUCUCUCCGCAAGCAGCAGGGAACAUGACGCCGCCGCUCAGCCCGGACGACCAGGCGCGUUGUCACACGCAGAUCUGCCGCACCACUUUCCCGCAGAACGGCUACUACCCGAGCCACGCGCCUCUACCGCAGCAGCAGCAGCAACACCAGCAUCAACAGGUGCCUCUGGCUUACGCGGGAGCGCGCGCAUACGCGGGCAUGUUCGAUGACGGUCUCGGGAUGGUGCAGCCCGGUGCGCCGCGCGCGCUCCUCACUCCUCCGUCCUCGCCGCUCGAGCUGCUCGAGACCAAACCGAAGCGCGGGCGACGCACCUGGCCGAGGAAGCGCGCGGCCACGCACACAUGCACGUUCGCCGGUUGCGGCAAGACGUACACCAAGAGCUCGCACCUCAAGGCUCAUCACCGAACUCACACCGGUGAGAAGCCGUACCACUGCAACUGGGAAGGCUGCGGCUGGAAGUUUGCCCGCUCCGACGAGCUCACACGUCACUUCCGCAAGCACACCGGCCACCGACCCUUCCAGUGCCACCUGUGCGAGCGCGCCUUCUCCCGCUCCGACCAUCUGGCACUGCACAUGAAGAGGCACAUGUGAGGGACACAGAAAACAGCCGCCAAAAACGAAAGCCAAAGCCUUAUUACUGCCUUAUUUAAGUCCUUUGUACAAGACCAAAAGACUGUUGCUGUUGUUGUUGAUGUUUUCUUGGCUCGAUAAAGAUUUCUAUUGUUCUUUAUACUUUUGUAACAGUGUAGCUGGUACUACGUGGGAUUUCUAGAGCAGACAGUAAAAUGCUGCAUGUGUUUUGGGGACACAGCAUCAUGCAGGGCUGGUCCUAUAAAAAAAAAUAUAUAAAUCUCUAUAUCUAGCUACGUUGAAACUGGAAACAGUGUGUAAGUUUGACAAGGUGCCUUUCUAGUCAUGAAUCUAACAUGCAUGCUGUGCUGCCAGGAUUGUGCGAAACGUCCUGAAGUCAUGCGUGACGACAACGUUUUCCUCUUGAAACUGCCUCCAAAUUGUUCUAAGGACCAGAAUUGUGUAUUCCCUCAUGUUUGAUACGUUCUCAGCCAUUUGGUUUUCAUGGACGCAAGAUAUUUUCUAGAUAUUGUAUCAUGAAGGUACAAUAAUAAUCUGUUUAAGCCCCAUUGUACACUAGCACAUUCGCCAGGGCUAGAUGCUCUGUUUUUCUUUUUUUUCUUUUUUUUUUUAUUAUUAAAAGAAUGUGUACAUAAGUUUUAUAUUGUAAGUAUUGUAUUUAUUGUAUAUAUUAAACUAAAUUGGAAUAUAA